Messenger RNA from Oldenlandia corymbosa var. corymbosa, 1467 nucleotides. The record is from the annotation of a GenBank genome assembly. Lineage: Eukaryota; Viridiplantae; Streptophyta; Magnoliopsida; Gentianales; Rubiaceae.
AUGCUUGGUGAAGAGGCACAAUCGUCUUCCAGUUCUGGAUUGUGCUUGGCAGGCAUCGAUGACGUCGAGGAGUUACCUUGGAAAGAGAAUGAAUCAGACAGGUCUACGUCAUCGGAGAUGCAAGAUCAUCUUCAUGAUUUAGUUCAGAGUGGAAACAAGGCGUUCCGAGAGAACAGAAUGGAUGAGGCAAUCAACUGUUAUUCAAGAGCUAACAACAUCAAACGUGGUGAUCCUAUCAUCCUUAGUAACAGAUGCAUUGCCUAUAUCAAAUUUGCCGAGUUCUUGAAAAACAGACCUCCAUCCAUUUCAGAAUAUCGGCCAAUAAGUGGGUUGGAUCCUACAACACAUGCUGGGCUUGCACUAAAAGAUGCUGAGAAGGUGAUGAGCCUAAGAACUAAUUUAGCAAAAUCAUAUAUUUUGAAGGCAAACGCACUCAUUUUGUUAGAAAAGUAUGACCUUGCCCGGGAUGUUAUCAUUUCAGGCCUUCAAAUUGAUUCUUCCAGCGAUCUUCUUCUCAAUCUGGAGAGAUCAACUGCUGCGCUGACUGGAAGGAGAAACCUUGGAAAAACAUUGCGAACUGAUGACUUUGAUUGUACUCUUUGUUUGAAGUUAUUAUAUGAGCCUGUCACAACCCCUUGCGGCCACUCUUUUUGCCGCUCUUGCUUGUUCCAGUCAAUGGAUCGAAGUAACAGGUGCCCACUGUGCAGAACAGUUCUUUUCAUCAGUCCUAGAACGUGCGCAAUCAGUGUUACAUUGAAAAGCAUAAUCCAGAAGAAUUUUCCCGAAGAGUAUGCUGAAAGAAUGUCUGAACAUGAGAAUUUGACAAACCCUGGUGUGGAUUUGUUACCAUUGUUUGUCAUGGAUGUUAUUUUACCUUGUCAGAAGUUUCAGUUGAAUAUAUUUGAACCUCGUUAUAGACUCAUGGUGAGGAGGAUUAUGGAAGGAAACCGUCGAAUGGGAAUGGUCAUCAUUGAUUCAAUGACUGGUUCCAUAGCUGACUAUGGCUGUGAAGUCGAGAUCACUGACUGUGAGCCACUUCCGGAUGGAAGAUUUUUUCUUGAGGUUGAAAGUCGUCGAAGAUGUCGCAUCACUCGCAACUGGGACCAAGAUGGGUAUCGUGUCGGCGAAGUUGAAUGGGUUCAGGACUCAUAUCCACCAGAAGGGACACAGGAGAGAAAUGAUUUGCAGGAAAUGGUCACUAGGACUGCCGCAUAUGCUAGGCAAUGGUUGAGAGCAGCACAAGAAGCAGCUCGAGGAGAUAGAUUAAGACUUGCUGAACUUUUCAAAAUAGAAGGAUUGAUACCAUCGACACAGGAUCCAGAGCGUUUCAGUUUCUGGCUGGCUACGCUGACUAACAGAAGACCAUCAGAGAGGUUGGAGCUUCUGCGCUUACGAGAUACGAAAGAGAGAUUAAGAAGAGCCCUCCUCUAUAUGAAGGCAGACGAGCAAGGAUGUAGGCUUCAAUGA